UGUUCAGCAGGCGCCAGUGGGCCAGCAGACCUAGGCGCGAUUUCAUAAAGCGCUCGGAGAUUAUCGCUGGAGUCGCACAUCUCUCUCAAACCCGGCGGCUGUGUGCAGAGAGCGAAGAUGCGUCCAACACUCGCUACCACUGCCACGAGCUUUCUCGUCGCGUUGUUGGUCUUCGGCAGUCACUCGCAGGGGCCGACGGGAUGCCUGGCCGAGACGCGCGAGGCGUGGAGCUACGUCAAGGUGCGCGAGCACGCGUACAUGUUCUGGUGGCUCAUGUUCGCCGACCAGCCCGACUACCAGGCGGCGCCACUCAUCAUCUGGCUACAGGGCGGUCCCGGCGCCUCGUCGACAGGAUUCGGCAACUUCGCCGAGAUCGGCCCCCAGGACGUCCAGCUGCUGCCCAGAAAUCACAGUUGGGUGCGUUUCGCCAACCUGCUCUUCGUGGACAAUCCGGUUGGCGCAGGCUACAGCUUCGUCACCAACGAGACAGGGUUCGCGGUCAACAACUCGCAGAUCGCCGCCGAUCUGGUCACCAUGAUCUCCGUGUUCCUCGCCAAGAUGCCCGAGUUCCAGACCGUGCCGCUGUACAUCUUCAGCGAGUCUUACGGCGGCAAGAUGGCCGCCGAAUUCGCCCUCGCUCUCUACAAGGCACACGCCAGUGGGAAGGUUUCGUGCAAGCUCUCUGGUGUCGCGCUCGGUGACGGUUGGCUGUCGCCGUUGGAUUCCACGUCAACGUGGGGACAGUACCUCUACACUAUGUCGUUCCUGGACAAGUCCAACCUUCUGACGCUGAACAAGGUGGUGAGCGAGGUACGCCAGGCGCUGAUCGCCAAGGACGGGGCCAAGGCGACGGCGAUGUGGGCCUCGGCCGAGGACCUCGUCGAACAGCUGACGAAUGGCAUCGACUGGUACAACAUCCUGCAGCCCCACCCGGAACAGUCGUCCUCUCUGUUGGCCUCUCUGCCUUUACCGUCAGACAACCAGCUCGGCCGAGCCUUCGUCCGUCACGUGGCGCACUUCUACAACGUCUUCAACGGCACUCUGACGGAGCUCAUGAACGGACCAAUCAAGGAGAAGCUAGGCAGCAUCCCCAAGAACGUCACCUGGGGAGGUCAGUCCGGUGCAGUCUUCCAGGCUCUGAAAGCAGACUUCAUGCUGCCUGCUGUUGACACGGUGGACAGGUUGCUGAACGAGACAGACAUCAAAGUGGCCGUCUACAGCGGGCAGCUGGACCUUAUUGUUGACGCCCUGGGAACGCUGCAGUGGAUGGAGCAGCUCAAGUGGGCAGGCAUGAAGGACUUCCAGGCAGCGGCCAAGGCGCCUAUGGUAGUUGAAGGCGAGACUGCAGGCUACUACAAGUCUUUCAAGAACCUCACCCUCUACUGGGUUCUCAAGGCCGGACAUAUGGUUCCAGCCGAUGCACCGCUGGCGGCACUGUCAAUGGCUCGCCACAUCACCAUGGGGAAGUGGUGACAAUGAAAGGAAGAAGCUGCGGGCAUUGCAAGCACAGUCUCACUGCUGUCCUUCCAUCGUCAUCGCCCUCUACGAAGGAAGACCAUCACACGAGAAGGAAAACUGAAGCCAUUUUUUAUUGUCGCCAUUUCUGUGCAUCGUCUAACCCGCGGGCACCCCACAGCUCGCCUAGCACACACAACAUGCAAACACAGUCGGUGGGGGCACAAGGUUGCAGUGGCUCGUGCCUUUGCGCCACUCGGCAACACACAUGACCGCAUAAAGACAAGUCUUGAGACGACGACACCGCAGAUACUCCGGCCUCCGUCUUGUGGAUGCAUCUCUUCAAUAAUGGUGGCCACGUGUUUCGACGCCACUGAAGGAAGGCUGUUGUUGCAUAGGCACACACAGAAACAUGCACACUGCAACAGAUCUUGGCAGUGACAAAAGACGAAAAGGGAAAGGCUAGGAAACAGGAGGCUUUUGUUAUGCCAAAGGUGCUGCCAGAAAUAGGUGUGAUAAUAAAAAUAGUGCUAGAAGUAAAGAACGCAGAGGGAGGGUGGCGGGCUGGUGACAGAUGACCAGUUUUAAGCGCAAGAUGUCGAACCUAGCGAAAAAACAAAUCUCCAACAGAAAUAGAUUUAACUUUCGGCUAACAUUGUUGGCACUAAUACAGCUGGAACACACUGGCCCAGAAAUUUUGAAAUACCAGAACUGCAGAAAAAAAGUGUUUCUGAAGUAUUACAAUAGACCGAUCUCACAAUUGCCACACAGUCACAUGCUUUGGGUUUGUGGGCACCACAAUGCUAUGCUCAGUCCAUGAAAAGAAGUUUGCACCCUUUGGGGCUUGUCCCGCAACAAUUGUCAUCUAUAUCGCGCCUUUCUUUAAACACAGUGCCCCCAGUACUUCCAUAUAACGAAUGGCAUGUGUGUUAUCAGCGUGACAAAGCAUUAUCGACAGGAAAGUACUGAGUGCGGUUUUUAAGAAAGAAAAUGCAAGCAAGAUGAUGAUUACUCUUGUGGGACAAGGUAAGCCCCAAAUGGUGCAACUUUUUUAAGUAGCAGUCCCUGUUGUUUAAUUUUUUCUUUUUUUCUGCUAGGCUUUUCUUGGAGACAACCUUGAGUGCAGUACCAGGGCUCCCCACUCUGGCCAUUCAGCCAGGGGAUUAUCUUGAUUAAUGUUUUGGCGUGUGUGACAAUUUUUGUGUUGUGUAAGACAAAAAAAAAUGUGAAUGGGGAAGACACCAUUAAACGGAUUUUUCCUCUGUCUAGCAAUCAUUAACCUCAAUAAAGAUUGACAGCAGUAGUUUACGGAACCUGCUGCGA
Molecule: messenger RNA, 2778 nt
Organism: Dermacentor andersoni
Lineage: Eukaryota; Metazoa; Arthropoda; Arachnida; Ixodida; Ixodidae
Product: retinoid-inducible serine carboxypeptidase-like
Biological process (GO): proteolysis
Molecular function (GO): serine-type carboxypeptidase activity
Source: RefSeq, a predicted model, not a curated record